CUAAUAAGCAACUGUUGAAACCAUAUCACUUAGUCUGCAGGGAACUCCAACUCAUUUGCUUUUAUAUCUUUUUGAUUCAAUUGGCUUCCCACAAAGGCCAAAUCCAUCUAUGUAUGUGUAUAUAAGGAAAUAGAUCAUUUCAUUGCACAAUUAUCUCCACUCUGCAUCUCUCAAAGUUGCAAUUUGCAAGUCCCACUAAGUCUACUCAACUUCAGUACUCACCUUGCUGAUAAGCACCACUCCAUGGCUUCUACAGACAUUGAGUACAAAUCAUCUUCAACUCCACCCCCUCCGGCUGGAGUGGAUUAUUUUAAAGUUGAUGUAAUCCUCAGAUUUCUGUUAUUGGCGGCAUCAGUGGUGGCACUUGGAGUGAUUGUCUCCAGUGAUCAAACUGAGGUAGUGUUCUUCCAAGGUACCCUUGUACCUCAGCCAGCCAAGUUCAAACACACACCAGCUUUUGUAUAUUUUGUGGCUGCAUUCAGUGUCUCUGGCCUCUAUGCCCUUGUUUCUGCUCUAGCCUCUAUCGCUGUCAUCCAGAAGCCAGAAUUCAAACUGAAGUUCCUCCUCAACUUUAUCUUCUGGGAUACACUAGUACUGGGGAUAAUAGCCUCAGCAACAGGAGCAGCAGGAAGUGUAGCAUAUAUUGGUUUAAAGGGAAACAGUAAUUUGGGUUGGAUAAAAGUUUGCAAUGUCUACGACAAGUUCUGUAGGCAUCUUGCUGGCUCCAUAGCUGUGGCUUUGUUUGGCAGCAUUGUCACUGUUCUGCUCAUCUGGCUUUCAGCUUUCACCAUUCACAGUCGAGUUCCCAAGUAGAUGGAAGGAAUACGAACCAUUCAGCAUAUACAUAUGCAUUCAAGAGCCGCAUUGUUCACUAAAUCAGUGUGUGGAGUUAAUAUUCAUAGCUUGGUGUGAAUACCCUUUUCGUCUUUGUGAGUUUCUUCUAAGGUGUUGACCAUAUGUGAAAAUGGAUGAUAGGAACACAUUCUUUUCACAUAUUCUUUGUCAUUGAAGGAAAUUCAUGUGAGUCUUGCUAAAUGAUGCAGUUAGACUCCAUAUUCAGCAAGUUCAUAUGAAUUCCAUCUAGUAAUAAUGAACAUAUUGAAAAGUUGUGUCAAGUAAUGUGCAUCUAGCAUUUCUCCCGUUUGUGAAGUGUAAACGAUGUCUCCAUGGACCCAGUUGUAUUUUUCAUUCUAUUUGUGCUGAAAAGAAUUAUCCGAUUAUCUUUCUCCCUCAAAAGCAAAAAAUGUUUAUCACUAAUCAAUCAAGCACAAGUGAUAUGGUUAAUGCUUCUAAAUUUAAUUGUGCAAAUCCUACUC
Molecule: messenger RNA, 1316 nt
Organism: Vigna unguiculata (cowpea)
Lineage: Eukaryota; Viridiplantae; Streptophyta; Magnoliopsida; Fabales; Fabaceae
Product: CASP-like protein 1D1
Source: RefSeq, a predicted model, not a curated record